AAAAACUCCAAAAGAGCAAAAAAAAUCUAGAUAUAGAUAUAUAUUGAUUUAAAAUUACUUUUUGAUAUUAUCGAGCCCAGUCCAGUUUUCGUGUUCUGGACCAAUAUCUAACAUCAAGCUACCAAGAUUAUCCUUGAUUGGUAAUAGUGCUACGCCUUUUUACUGUGCCCCCCCCUCUUGUGAGUCAGAAUGCCGGUCACGGAGAAGCAAUACCAAGAUGAUUUAAAGGCUGCCAUUGAACGUAAUAUAUCGUUACAGGACGGUAGAACGCCUUCCCGAUUAGGUGGCACUGUUUGUCAAGAACCAAUACUGCCCAGUCCUACGCCGUCGUUAACGUCAUCGUCAAUCGAUCAGGGUGGUGGAGGAUAUGAUGGUGGUACUAUUGCUACCAAUAAGUUACAAACAGUGACAUCUAACGAUAGUGACGAGUUCAAAUUUAAUACAGGAGUUCCUCAAGAUGUUGUGAUAUCUCCCAGUAGUCCCUCCGAUUUAGAUACGAAGGAUAUGGAAAUUCAAAAUCGAAAUAAACAGCGGGAUGUACAAUCAAGGGUAGAAUCUAAUAAACUUCGAAUUAUUAAAUCAAAUAGUUCUUUGAAAUCUUUAGAUCAUUUUGAAAAUUUGAACGGACCUUCUAUGGGGAAUAAAAUCCCAAGAUUUCAAAAUACAUAUCUUCGACCUAAUGCAAAGUUUGUUGGAGAGCAACUUUCAGAUAAAUCAAGAUAUCCAGUAGAAGUGCAGUUUAAAACCAUUGAUCUUGCAAAUUCUCUAGUAACUGGGUUUUUACAAAUUUCUGGACUUACUGAAGAUCAUCCGGAUAUUACGACAUAUUUUAAGGGAGAAAUUAUAAAUAACCCAUUAAAUAAAUUUCAAUGGAGAGAAAAUAUCCAACCAAGGGAUGAAAAUAUUAAUAAAUUUUCAUUUUCUACAGAAAAUAGACAAUGGGGGUCAUAUUUUAAAAAUGAUCUUGAACAUUGGGAGAUUUUAACUCAAGUACGAGAUUCAACUGAAGCACAAGUGAUACAAAAACUCCAUCAAAUUCAAAGUAAAGAUCAUAAGAAUCAAUACAUCUAUAUGAGAUGGAAAGAGGAAUUUUUAGUUCCAGAUUCAAGGGUAAAACUGAUAAAUCGUGCAUCAUUUGAAGGGUUUUAUUACAUUGUAUUAAAUAUUGGAGAUGGAAGAGUUGGUGGGAAUGGGAAGGGUAAUGGGAAAGGUUUAGGAAAUAUCACAACUACUUUGGGAACCCCCGGAUCAAUUAGUGGGUUGUAUUAUUAUAAGGAUUCAGAGAAAUUUCAAUCUCUUAGUUUGGGGUACGUGAAGGAACAAGGUGGAACUAGUAAUUUUCAAUUUUGUUAGAUAUAAAUGAUUAUAUAUAUAUAUAUACAUUUCAUAAUUUAACUCAA
Molecule: messenger RNA, 1400 nt
Organism: [Candida] anglica
Lineage: Eukaryota; Fungi; Ascomycota; Pichiomycetes; Serinales; Debaryomycetaceae
Source: the annotation of a GenBank genome assembly